Messenger RNA from Puma concolor (puma), 5271 nucleotides. The record is from RefSeq and is a predicted model, not a curated record. NCBI's taxonomy places the organism in Eukaryota, Metazoa, Chordata, Mammalia, Carnivora, Felidae.
AUGCCAGUCCUCUGGGAGAUUCCUCACCCACCCUGCUCCUAUGGAGAGAGGGCUACCCACCUGGAAACUUCUCCCCACGUCUUCUUCAGCGGGCAAAUGGCAUACAGUGAGCAGAAGCUCCUGAGGAUCUGGCAUUCCCGCCUCCCUGCACACCAUGCUCACUGGACCCACGGCUCUGCUCAGGGGCGCCCCGUUCAGCCAGCGGCCAAGAUGUCCUCAGUGGGGAAGGUGACCCAGGUUCCCAGCGGGAAGGUCUACCAGCAGAUCUUCGAGGCUGAGGUGCAGCUGGUCCGCUCUCUGGCAGCCACCAGGAAGCGCGCUGUGGAGAGUUCCAUGACCCCAAAGAAUGGCAGGAAACCCUUGAUGAAGAAGAUGGAUAUUCCUGAAGGGGAGAUGAUGUGUCCUCGGCAGCGGAAGUGGGCGCACAGCCUACCCAAUGACUGGGUCACGGAAAAUCCUGUUCUCUACAGGGAAAAGGAAAUAAUCAAGAAGAAAAAAGCUGAAGAAAGUGAGAGCAUCAUUGAAGCCAGAGAGGUCCGGGGCCUCAUGGACACCAUAGUUCCAGAGAGGAUCAGCACAACCACCCUGGACAGAGACUCCAAGAGGCAGGGCUACGAGAGUGCUCUGGGGAGUUUUAAGGAGGAGAUUGCUCAGAUUGGGAUGGAAAUGGAACCUCUCAUCUUAGAGCCAGGAGCACUUCUUUUAAAAAAGCUGGCGGCGUCUGAUGAGGAAAUCGACCAACUCUUCAAAAAGGUGGAAAGCGAUAUCAACCUCGAAGACUACACCAUCCAAACCCUGAUGGAGCUGUGGGAUCAGGUGGCUGAGAAGUUCCAGUUCCAGAAGCAGGGGAUUAAGGAGCUGGAUGAGACACUGACCUCGACCGAGUUCUCUCGGGCAGAUAAACUCAGAAGCGUGUUGAAGAAAUAUGUGGAAAUCAUAGAGAAAACUUCCUAUCUCAUGCAGCCUGACGUGUACACGCUGAUAAAUAAGGAAGCCAUGGUCAUAAACCAGGCCCUCCUGGGCAACCGGAGGGCCAUCGCCCAGCUGUUUGUCAACCUGAUGGAGGCCACGCUGCAGCAGGAGCUCGAGGGCCAUCGCCGCUGGCAGGGCCUGGUGGACACCUGGAAGGUUCUCAAGAAGCAGGUCCUGGUGCAGAGUUUCAGGUCCGUGUCCGCCCACACUUCCCGCAGCCUCCCCCCAGCCCACCUGGAAGGCCGGCCCAGCAAGCCGGUGGUCCUCACCCUCCUUUCUGUCCUCGCUCCAAAACACUCCCGUUCUUCUGGGGAGUCUCGCUGGUGGCCCCCUGGCUCUUCGAUCCCCCCUCUCAUCGUUGCCCCAGAGGCCUACAAUGGGGAGGGAGGGGCUGAAGUGGUUGACCUUCUGCCCCCCAAUUACAGCAAAGCUCAGCUGACUGAAUGGCAUUCUUCUCUCAACUCCCUAAAUAAGCACCUCGAUGCCUACCACAUGGGCUGCGUGAUGCAGAUCCGCCUGCAGUACGAGAAGACCUGGCAGGAGUGCCUGGCCCGCGUGCAGGAGUGCAAGAAGCAGCUGCUGGACUGGAAAGCCUUCACUGAGGAGGAGGCAGAGAGCCUGGUGAGCCCAUACUUCUUCCAGAUGGUGGGAGUGCUCCAGAGCAAGGUGGAAGAGGAGCUGGAGCUCCUGGACAAAUCCUUCAAGGACCUGGCCAAGCAGACAGAAUGUCAGAGCUCGGAUCUCCUCAGCUACUUCCAAGAGGCCGUGAGGCUGUGGGAGGCACAUCAGAACACGCUGUCCGAACAGGAGCUAGAGCUGGAGAAGAGGAUGGAACAGCAGCGGCAGAAGCACAUCCUGGAGGAACAGGCCCAGGAAGCCCACCUUGAUAAGCUCUUGGACCAACUGAGGCAGCAAAGCCUUGAGGAAACACUGAAGCUUCACCUGGAAAAAGCCAAAGAUUUUUUGAAGAAUAUGAAACACAGGUAUGAGUGUUUCCACAAGACCCUGACAAAGGAAGUGAUGGAGUACCCAGUGCUCACACUGAGAGAACUCAACUCCUACAGCUCCACCCUUAGCCAACAUUUCUAUGUUCGUGAGAUCUUUGAACAGACCUUGGAUGGGGAAGUCAUUUUCAAAUUCAGGGAACCAGAAGCACAGGAAAAGCUCUUCCAGGAGAGUAUGAGAAAACGGAGGAGUAAACAGAGAGCUCAAGUGGAAAUGAGCAGAAGUGAAGACAGUGAAAGCGCAGGAACAAGUUCAUCCAGGCUAGCGGAAGAGAUGGAAGGAGAAGAUCAAGACAUCGAGUCUUCCUUAAAUGAAGAGAUGGCAGCGAGCCAGCAGGAACAAUCUGCACUGAGUGACGAGAUGGAUGAGUCCAGUGAGGAGUCUAUUCAGGGUUUAGAAGAAAUGCAAGUUAAAAGAGACAGCUCCUUAAAACCAUCCCAGAACCAGGAAAAUGAGAAGAGGAGGAAGAAAAAGAAGGAAGAGGAAGAGGAGGAGGAGGAAAAGGAGGAACAUGAAGUGGAAGAAAAGCAGGAGGAGGAGGAGGAGGAAAAGGAAGAACAUGAGAGUUUAUCUAUGGAUGAGGCUGAAGCCCAGGAAGAACAUCUGGGGGAAAUCUCCUGUGAAGACAUGGAGUCCUUCACAACCUCCAGCGGACACACUUAUUUUGUGUUCCUACCCCUGGAACAAGAAGAAGAGAGUUUCAAAAGGCCCAAUUCCAACUUUUCUACCAUUCUCAUCAAUGACACUUCCAGUGCCCACCUCCUAGACCAAGUGAUAAUUCCAUCCAGACUAGUUUUAGGAAUUAAGAAGCAACUUCGAGCUGGUUUUUUCGAGCACCUAGAGAAGUGGUUUGACCAACGUGUCCUCAAAACCCAGGUCACUGUGGCCACCAAGAUUGAUGAGCUGGACUCAGAACUAGAGCUGCAUCUGCACCUACACAAGCCAAGAGCUGAGUGCAUUGAAAAGGACAUCCACAAUGUCAGAGCAGCUGAGCUCUUGCUUCAUCAAGAGCAGCUGGACAGCCACUGUGCUGGGGUGAUCGAGACGCUGAGAAAGGAGAGGCUGAUGUUCUACCGGUUCCAAGAAGAGCAAAACAUAAAGAGCAAAAACUUCCGCCGCAAGAUUUACGACAUGGAGCAUAUCUUCUUGAAUGCCACAAAGAGCCAGAGGCUGGUUACUCUCAGCAGCACACUGCACCAGGAGCUGCUCAGCUACAUCGACGUCGUGCAGGUGUCCCUGCGCAGCUUCCGCCAGUACUUGGAGGAGAACCUGGGCAAGCUUCACUACGCCAACAUCGAGUUCAUCAAGCACUGCAGAUUGUUUUCUGACGGAGGCAACUUUUCUGCUGAAGAAAUUGACUCACUGUGUCAUCGACUGGAGAAGGAAGCUUCUCGAAUAGAGUUUGUUGAAAGUUUAAUCAUGAUCAACAUGGAGAAGAUGGAGAAUGAAUAUCUGGACCAGGCCAAUGAUGUCAUCAAUAAGUUUGAAAGCAAAUUUCAUAACCUGUCUGUGGACCUUAUUUUCAUAGAGAAAAUCCAGCGGUUGCUGACAAAUCUGCAAGUGAACAUCAAGAGCGAGGUUGCAAAAUCCAAUCUGCAAACAGAUGGAUUGAAUUCGUCUCUGGAACAGCUUCAAAGGAAAAUAGAAAUGUGUCGAAACUCAAAGGGAGAUAAAAAAGUGGUGGCCACGGAUGACCUCCUUGGCUUGGUCCGGACUUGGAAAGAAAAACUGGGCCAGAGGAUUCAGUACCUGAAUUGCAGGCUGGACAUCGUAUACACGACUCAAGUUGUCUUUACUGAUGACAUCAUGAUCGAUAUGGAGGUGGAGAGUGACAUCCUGGUGUCUUCAGAAGUCCUUGAAGAGGAAGCCAAGGUAGACUUGGUCACCCCUGAGUCCUUUGCCCAGCCCAGCCGCAUGGGGAAGUCCAUGAUUGAAGACCCGGCUGUGGAAGUGGUCAAGAAGAUCCUGCAACUUCCCAACUCAAAAUGCUCAACCCAGCAGUGCGACAAAGAUCGGUUCCAGACAGGUAGAGACAAACAGGCCUGUGGGUCUUGGGGCACUGGAGGUGGGAAAGCCAGUGUUGCCACCUGGUCCUCCUCACCUUGGGUCCUCUGUUCUUGUCCUGGGUGCUCAUCACCCAAAGGCUUGAAGCGACACCGGAACCGGGGAGAACAUGUCGUGAGAAAGGCCCUGUCCAGUGCCAGUGCCACUUCAACAAUGAGCAUCACACGGUACUCCAAGCCCAACCGAAUGGACAGAAAGUACCAGGUGCUCGGGGAGAAGCCACCGCCGCCAGCUGAGGAUUUUAAAGGGAUCAUCCUGACCCUCCUCUGGGAGAGCAAUGAGCAUCUGCUGAAUGUUGUGGAGGAGUUUUACCGCAAAGAGAAGCACUCAGUCACCAGGCCUGACUGCAUGUACGAAAACUUUGACCAGUGUGCAGAGAAUAUCUGCAAGAGGAUCCUGGAAUACCAUGUCCAGACAGACGAGUACCAUAACUCCUGCCUCAUAGAAUUACGGGCCCAGAUGAGGAGAUUUGAGGAGCUGCUGCCCCAGGUCUGCUGGCUGGUGAUGGAGAACUUCAAAGAACACCACUGGAAAAGAUUCUGUGCAUCUGCCAAAGAGAUCCGGGGACAGUUCUGGGAUUAUCAGGAGAAGCUGGAGAUAAGGAAGGAUGAAAAUGCCCAGAAGCUCCAUCAAAAUCUCGGACAUCCCGCACAUAUCCAAGAAAUGGAGUCUCUGUGUCAGGCGGAAGAGAAAAGGCAGAACGAUUUAGACACUGUGAUUAUGGCAACCAGGGAGAAGCUUGAGGAAUUCACCAGGAAGUACGGCCGGUUUUUCAUAGCCAGCCUGGCCACCUUCACCGAGAAGUUCCUGCUGCAGUUAGAUGAAGUGGUCACCAUCGACGAUGUCCGGGUUGCAAGGAUGGAGCCUACCAAACAGAAAACAUCAAUCCUCAUACGGAGGAAACUCGCUAGGCUUUCCCUGAAGGAAGAAAGUGAGAAGCCCCUGAUUGAGCGGGGGAGCAGGAAGUGGCCAGGAAUCAAACCCACUGAGGUCACCAUCCAAAACAAGAUUCUCCUCCGGAAAACAUCAUCCAUCAUCACCACCAAAACGACCCUGGGCCACCUGGCGGCUGUGGAAGCCCGAGAUGCCGUCUACCUGAAAUAUUUAGCAUUAUUUGAAGAGGAGUUGAAGAAGAUCCAGGAUGACAACACAUUGCAGGUGAAGGAGGCUCAGCGCUGGAAGGACAGCUGGAAGCGCUCCGUGGAUACCAUCCAGGGCCUGUACUUGUGA